This is a messenger RNA of Drosophila ananassae, 1155 nucleotides long. RefSeq names its product serine protease grass. The record is from RefSeq and is a predicted model, not a curated record. Gene Ontology annotation, biological process: proteolysis. Gene Ontology annotation, molecular function: serine-type endopeptidase activity. Lineage: Eukaryota; Metazoa; Arthropoda; Insecta; Diptera; Drosophilidae. The transcript has 4 exons. Bases 26 to 880 code for a protein of 284 amino acids.
GUAGCUGGAAAGCAUUCUUGUCGGAAUGAAGUACUUGGUUCUCUGUAUUACAGUCCUCGCUUAUGUCGGAGCGAAUCCGCCCCGACUUCUAGAAGAGGAUUGCGGACGUUCGGUAAAAAAAAUUAGAGUGUUUGGUGGCAAGGACGCAACGGAGGGUGCAAAUCCUUGGAUGGCCAUGGUUCUAGUCGCCAAGCCCUUGAGAUUCAUCUGUGGUGGAUCGCUGAUUACCAAAUGGUUCGUGCUGACGGCAGCGCACUGCUUGUCGGAUGGCGAUCAGUACAUUGUGCGCUUAGGCGAAUAUAAUCGAGACAUCCAUGACGACAAUGCCAUCGAUUAUGAUGUGAUCAAAUCCUUUACACAUAAUCACUUUCACAAUGUCAGCUACGUGAACGACAUCGCCAUGAUGCUACUGGAGCGUCCGGUGCAAUACACAGACAACAUCCGACCCAUCUGCGUGAUCCUGGACCCAGCGCUGCGAAAAACGGUGGAAGAUGCUUCUACCCUAAGAGCCGUUGGUUGGGGAGAGACUGGUCCUCAAGGCAAAACAAGCCGUGUCCUUCAGACUUUGAACAUGAAGCGCAGCGAAAACCAGAUCUGCGCCUUAAAGUACAACCGGACUCUGUCCCGAAGCCAGAUCUGCGUAUCGGGUGCAGUCCCGAACACCAGUAUUUGCAACGGCGACUCCGGAGGGCCGGUGGGCGAUGAUAUCCAAAUUACCUUGGGAAGGGGACUACCAAAAUUCGUUCAAAUCGGUAUUGCCAGCUACCACGACCAUAUGUGCGACAAUACGAUCGUUCUUACGGACGUCCUCAGCCAUGGCGAUUGGAUCUAUAAGGUGGCGUUGAGGUAUACGCCUAAACAAAAUACCACCGGGAACUAAAAACAGUUCUUGCGGCUUGCAUCCUGAUAGGUAUCAAGAAAGGCCCUUCAAUCUACCCUCAGAUGUAAAUUUUGUAACAUGAGGAAUAAGCUUUGAAUAUAAAUAUUGUUUAAUGAGCUUCUUAUUUAAUUCGGUAGUUUUUUUUUACCGAAGUUUGAAGUUAUGAAUUCUUUAGGUUUGAAUCAUAAAGCGAAAAUCUAAUUUUGCCAACUGUAAUAUCUAAGGUCACUUCUAUAAAAUUUUAAUAAAUAUUUUUAAUAUUUUGGCUUAUCAAA